GUCAAACGUUUGAUGAAAGAGGCUGCAGAACUGAAGGAUCCUACAGAUCAUUAUCAUGCACAGCCUUUGGAGGAUAAUCUUUUUGAAUGGCAUUUUACUGUUAGAGGCCCUCCAGAUUCAGAUUUCGACGGAGGGAUUUAUCACGGGCGAAUAGUACUGCCACCUGAAUAUCCCAUGAAACCACCCAGCAUUAUUUUGUUGACGGCCAAUGGCAGGUUUGAAGUGGGGAAGAAAAUUUGUUUAAGCAUCUCAGGGCAUCAUCCUGAAACAUGGCAGCCUUCAUGGAGUAUAAGAACAGCUUUACUAGCCAUUAUUGGAUUUAUGCCAACCAAAGGUGAAGGAGCAAUAGGAUCUCUAGAUUAUACACCAGAAGAAAGAAGAGCUCUUGCAAAGAAGUCACAAGACUUCUGUUGUGAAAUGUGUGGCACAUCUAUGAAGACAGCCCUCUUACCACUAACAUCUGGAAGCGUGUCAAGCCAGGCGGACAAGGAGGCUAAAGAACUUGCCAGACAAAUUAGCUUCAAGGCAGAAGUCCAUUCAUCCAGGAAGUCUGAUGUUGGACCCUCAAACACGUCAGGAUUGAACCACUCUGCUGCUUCACGUGAGCCCCAGCAGGAUGGUGCAGCUAGAGCAUUCCAGGAUCCAACAAGUGCAAUGUCUGAAACUCAGAAUAGCGGUGCAGCAGCCAGUCAAGAGCAUACUCCGCCUGUGUCCACUAACACGUCUAUGAGUCCUCGGCAGCGCCGUGCCCAGCAGCAGAGUCAGAGGCGGGCUCCGUCUUCGACUGACUUUAAUCGGGUACAGCAGCCAAGAGUCAACAUGAACCACACUGGAUCAACUGUUCUGAUUGUCCUUCUGACUUUUGCAUUGGCAGCUCUCAUAUUUCGUAGAAUAUGUUUGGCUAAUGAGUAUAUAUUUGAGUUAUAAGGUUGUUUCUGUUGUAACAGCAGUGACUUGAAUGUUUCAUUGAACAUUCUGUAUUGGGUAUGACAUGAGAACUGUUUACAAAGGUUACUUUUUGUACUUGCGCUUAAGUCCUUAUGAAUGUUAAUGUACCUACAGAUACAUUACUUGUAAGAAAAGCAAAGUUGGACAUUUAACUACCAAAAGUGUUAAUUGAGUGCCCACUAGAUACUUGGAGAAACACUGCAGUGGAAUAGUAACGUUAAGGCAUGUGGGAGGGGAGUCAAUCUGAGUAAUUUAUCAACUAGAAAAAGACAAUUUAAAAAAAGUGGUUGAUUCACUUUUUUGUGGAACAUAAAUGCAAUUAAUAACCCCAUCUAAGUUAGUAUAAGAUUUGACAUUGGAGAAGGAAUUCUAAAAUGAAACACUGCUAUGUGUUUGUGUCCAGUGAACUCUUAAUUUAGAGAGGAUACAGUUUUGUAACCACUUCUGUUUACCACCACACAUUUCUAGAGGGGGAGCACAUACAAAUUGGUUGUGAUGCUGCUUUGUGCGUGUGAAAGGGAGAAGGGAGUAGGGGAGGAAAGAAGGGGCCAGAAAACUACUUGCAUUAUUUUGAUUUUUAUUUUUUGGAAGAAAGAUUGGAUAAUCUUUUGCAAGAUUUGAAUGUCCUCUUCUAAUACUCUCAAUUGUAUAUCUUGGUUUUUUUAAAUUUGAAGAUUAUAUAAAACAUGUCUAUUCUUGCAAUAGUUAUAAAUAUGUAAUAUAAUUAUUUACCCAGAGCUAUUGUCUUUUAAUUAUACCAGAAAUAUACAUGUGUUGAACUGAAUGUUUCAUAUGUGGUUUUAUUUACUAAAGAAAAUUUAAACCUUAUUAGACUUAAGCAUGUUCAUAUAUAUGAGAGUUUAAGAGAAAUAUUUAUUAAAACCUUGAAAAUAAUAAAGAGUUUCAAGCCAGUCUUCGCUUACAGUUCAAGUAUGACGUGGCCUUUUGGGGUUUUUUUGUUUCCUUUUUUAAAACCUAAAAUCAAUAUUGGACCCAGAGGCUUUCUGCAUUAUGAGUUUAUUAAAAAAAUAAACAACUGGCAAUGUUCACGAAUGCUGUGAAAUCACAUAUACAGGCAAUAGACCUACAAUUGCUAGGGUUUUGAGAGGUUUUGUCUGUGAAUGUUUAAGUAUUGCAGUGAAGGUAGAAGAAAGCAAUCAGUGGGAUAAUUUUCCUCCUGUAUUAUUGAUCAGAUUUAAAUGUAUUCUAGCAUGUUUAUUUCAAAGACAAUGAAAUUUAGGUAACUUCCAUUUUGUUGCUGUUGAACAUGAUAGCACUGACUUAACUGAGAUUCUUAUCCUGUUUCUCAGCAAGUAUUUAUCAAGCUACCUACAGCUUUCCUAAAUUUUGUUAAAUAUAGUAUGUAUUAGUGUUCUGAAACAUUAAAGAAGCUAUAAAAACUUCUAAAAUAAGGAAAGCCCGAUGUGUGUCUAAGGGGGAUGUGGAAAUUCAAAAAAACAAAACAACACCCCCACCCCCCCAAACAAACCCAAAAUCUGAGUUCUUUUUUAGCACUUCUUAUGCAUUGUUGAUAAUCUUGUUUGCAGGGACAAUGGAACAAAGAUCAAAAAAUAGUUUUCUUAAGAAGUUCAGACAAACGUAGUUUUUUCAGCCAGUUCAGCAGUUACUUACACAUUCUGCUGCAGAACAAUUUGAUGUUGAUAUAUUAAUUGAUGUGUUUUUCUAUCUAAUUUGUAUAUUUAUUUCAUUAGAAAUUAGGAAAAAAACUCAAAACCACAAAAGCCAAAAAACCCCUCUACAGAUCCUGUGUUUCCUAGCUGGUAUGUUGCUUGAAUACCUGUUCUAUUCAAGUAUCGCAAACCUGGGCUCACAGAAGAGUUCUGGAAGAGAGGUCUGGCCCAAAAGGCAGUUUCGCUGGGUUUUGACCCGCUUGCUCCUCUGGAAGCUUUGCUCUGAAUGUGCUUUGCUUUUCCUAGAGACUCGCUGCUGGGCCGAGCAAACUUUUGCUCUCGUACCUGUACCACACACUGGUUAUGAGUAAAGCAGCUAAGUCUUCUGCAAAGAGGCAGUCUACAUUGCCCUUUGAGUGGGCUAUGAGAAAAUAAGCUUCAAAUGGUUUCUGGAAACAGCCUCUUCCUUGUGAUUAAAGAAAUAGCUGCUCUGUAGCUUUUUAUUUCAAGCUUUUUUUUAAAUAAAAGUUAAAAUGCCUGAUUGUGCAAAUACCUAUUUGAAAAAAUAAAUACUAAUGGUGACU
This is a messenger RNA of Aptenodytes forsteri (emperor penguin), 3163 nucleotides long. RefSeq names its product ubiquitin conjugating enzyme E2 J1 (gene UBE2J1). The coding region runs from base 13 to 927 and encodes 304 amino acids. The transcript has 7 exons. The record is from RefSeq and is a predicted model, not a curated record. Lineage: Eukaryota; Metazoa; Chordata; Aves; Sphenisciformes; Spheniscidae.